This is a messenger RNA of Juglans microcarpa x Juglans regia, 1575 nucleotides long. Its product is annotated as homeobox protein SBH1-like. Gene Ontology annotation, cellular component: nucleus. Gene Ontology annotation, molecular function: DNA binding; DNA-binding transcription factor activity, RNA polymerase II-specific. Gene Ontology annotation, biological process: regulation of DNA-templated transcription. The record is from RefSeq and is a predicted model, not a curated record. The coding region runs from base 536 to 1492 and encodes 318 amino acids. NCBI's taxonomy places the organism in Eukaryota, Viridiplantae, Streptophyta, Magnoliopsida, Fagales, Juglandaceae. The transcript is spliced from 4 exons.
UCAUUAAGCACCAUUUCUCCUUCUCAACUCUCUCUCUCUCUGACUCUGGGUGAACCAGUGAAUUAGUAAUAGUAAGUCUGAUCAGUGGCAGUGCAGUAAACGAGGUGGUCAUAGAGGUCGCAGCUUUCAUCGGGAAGGGAAGGGUCUCAGUAAAACUUGCAGAAGCGCACGUUAACCCGUUCUGUGAAUCUUGACUACUCUCUCCCUCUCUCCAUCCGUCUCUCCCCGGCUAUGCGUGAUAUCUCACUCGGAAAGACAGAGAUAGAGAGAGGGGGGGAGGAGGUACUGUUUGUGCACAGGAAGAAAAAUCAAUACCCAUUUCCAAGGGAGUCUGAAUCGACCUUUUACAGAACAGCCAAGAGAAAAAAAACCCUUAUUUUCUGACUACAGUCUAUGCUCUUAGGAUUUUCUGUAAAAAGACUGAAAGUUUUAGCUUAAAACCCGGGAGUUCUCUUUUGGGAGACAUGUUUUUAUAACAAGUGUGCAAGACUGAAGACUAAAGUGAUAAAUAUUUAGUGAGAUCACGAGAGACAACAUGGAAGGAGGAGCUAGCAGUAGUGGCGCUUCUUGUAUGAUGGGCUUCAACAACGAUAUGACGAUGUCUCUAAUCAGUUCUAAUGUAGAGGCAAAUAAUAAGGCAUGUCUUCCUCUACCUUCGACCGACAAUUCCUUCGGCCAAAGGGCCUCUGCUUUGAUGCCGGAGGAUGGUAAUGGCAACCGCAUGGAAAUCAACAAUAAUUGUAUGAAGGCUAAGAUUGUGGCUCAUCCUCUCUUCCCUCGCCUCUUGUCCGCUUUUGUCAAUUGUCAAAAGGUUGGGGCUCCUCCUGAAGUGGUGGCUAGGUUAGAGGAGGACUAUGUUAAUUCUGAGGCUGCCUUGGUUGGUAGGUUAGGAGCGGAUUGCAUUGGUCAAGACCCUGCACUGGACCAGUUUAUGGAGGCCUAUUGUGAGAUUCUCACCAAGUACAAGCAAGAACUCUCUAAACCCUUCAAAGAGGCCAUGCUUUUCUUCUCAAGGAUCGAAUGCCAGCUCAAAGACCUAGCAGUUUCUUCGUCAGAUUUUGGCGGUCAAAAUGGAUCUUCUGAGGAAGAGGUCAAUGCAAAUGUCGUAGAUCCUCAAGUUGAAGAUCGGGAGCUGAAAGUUCAGCUUCUGCGCAAGUAUAGUGGAUAUCUAGGCAGUCUCAAGCAAGAAUUUCUGAAAAAGAAAAAAAAUGGGAAAUUGCCAAAGGAAGCUCGACAGCGGUUGUUGGAAUGGUGGAGCAGACACUACAAGUGGCCAUACCCAUCGGAGUCACAGAAAGUGGCACUUGCAGAAUCCACAGGUCUAGAUUUGAAACAGAUAAACAACUGGUUCAUCAAUCAGCGAAAACGCCAUUGGAAGCCUUCAGAGGAUGUGCAAUUUGUUGUAAUGGAUGCAACUCAUCCUCACUACUGUAUCGACAAUGUCAUGUGCAAUCCCUUUCCAAUGGAUUGCACAACUCCUAUGCUUCUAUGAUAAUAUUUUCCAGUCACUGUAAUAAUGCAACUAUUUUCAGAAUCCAAUGUUUAUAUUGAAGCGCUUGACGAUCUAGAACUACA